Messenger RNA from Microtus ochrogaster (prairie vole), 839 nucleotides. It is a transcript of the gene Fam174c, whose product is annotated as family with sequence similarity 174 member C. NCBI's taxonomy places the organism in Eukaryota, Metazoa, Chordata, Mammalia, Rodentia, Cricetidae. Gene Ontology annotation, cellular component: extracellular region. The record is from RefSeq and is a predicted model, not a curated record.
GGCGGGGUGGGCGGGGUUGUGCUCACUUCCGCCUCGGCUUCGGCAUGGCGCCACGCACGCUGCUGCUGCUGCUGCUGCUGCUGCUGUUCCUCCCGUGCGCCAUCCCGGGUUCCACUGAAAACUCGAGCUGGACAGCUGUACCUCGCAAUUAUACACACCCGGGGCCCUCGGGCACGGGUCCCACGCUGCUCCGCUUGUUCUACGUAAUCACCGGGCUCAGCGGCCUGAUCUCGCUCUACUUCCUCAUCCGGGCUUUUAGACUCAAGAAGCCACAGCGAAGGAGGUAUGGACUUCUGACCAACAAAGAGGAGCAUGAAGAGAUGGCAUCUCUGGACAGCGAGGAAGAGACCGUCUUUGAAACCAGGAAUCUGAGAUGAUACUAACGUGGGGGUGGUAGGCUACAAGGACGAGAGACGACGUGUCUUCUGCGGGCUCUGAUGUCAACCUUCCUGGAGGGCGUCUGUACAACCCCUCGGCUGCUCCGUAGGCCAGGACAAUGUGACCUCACCUCACUGAGACCAGCCCACAGACCUGAGGCCCCCAAAGCUCUGUCCCCCUGCCUCCCAUAAGUGACAAGCAGCCCUACAAGGUAUGAUGGAGCGAAUGGACCUUGGGAUCUCAGUGUGUGCCUUUCCGCUGCUUUGGGGACAAUAAAUGAAGCAGUGGCCUUGUAGCUGACCUGAAACCUCCCCCUUGACGUCACACCUAGAUGACCUGGUGAAGUGGGUGAGGUUGUCAUUCCUGACUGCCUGUUGAUGUCACUCUCUAGAGAGACCUAUUUAUUCCUCCAACUUGUUCGGAGACGGCAGCUGUGGCAGAGUUUCCCAGGGACUUCUGGG